AUGAAAUGUUUUGGAUGUGGACAGCUGGGGCACCUGGCGCGUAAUUGUCCAGAUAAAGUGAAACCGAAUAAUGUGAAUUUAAAAGAGGGUAUCCCCAGUGACGAAAGAUCUCAGGAAACACCCAAUACUGAGAAUGAUGAGGCACCUACGGGUGAGGAGAGUGAAGGUGCGGGUGAUGGGAAUGGUGAAGGAGAGGUAGCCCCUCCGGCUGAGACACCAGAAGAUGGUGACUCAAUGGAUCUCGUUUCGGAAUCUGAAAUGCCCGCUGCUUCGCAGGGUAGUUACACAGAUCUAGUGGAACAAAUCUUUAAUGAAGUUAUUAACGAACAUAACCCUCCUAUAGAAACUGAAAAUGUUUUUAAAAUGCCGUCUGAGAAAAGGGGUCAUCCAGGCUCUAAAGGCAAAGCAAAGAAGAAGAGUCUGACAGUUGAUGUGCCUGAUAGUGAGAGCGAUUAUGCGUCUGACUGUAGUGUUACCUGCAGUCUACGCACAAGCAGCUUUUCUCAACAGAAUUACAGUGUCGAAGAUAUCAAAGCGUUUUUAAUCAAAACUAAACAUGCAAGGAAUAUGAUCAAGCCAUCAGUGAAGAAAUCCAGUUUGCUGUAUCAGGUUUUCUCUGAUGAAGUGUUGGGAUCAGGUCAGUUUGGAGUGGUGUACGGAGGUACUCACAGGCAGACGGGACGACCAGUAGCCAUUAAGGUCAUUGAUAAAACUCGCUUCCCAGCCAAGCAGGAGAGACAGAGCAAAAAUGAGGUGGCAAUACUGCAGAGUCUGUCCCAUCCUGGAGUCAUUGUACUCGAAGGCAUGUUUGAGACACCUGAACGGACUUUUGCCAUCAUGGAGAAGCUCCAUAGCGACAUGCUGGAGAUGAUUCUGUCCAACGAGAACGGAAGUCUUCCUGAACGCACCACACGCUUCCUUGUUAUGCAGAUUUUGGAGGCUCUGCACUACCUGCACAUGAGACACAUCGCUCACUGUGACCUUAAACCUGAGAACGUGCUGCUUGCCUCACCAGAUCCUUUUCCUCAGGUGAAACUGUGUGACUUUGGUUUUGCGCGGAUCAUCGGUGAGAAGUCUUUCCGGCGCUCGGUGGUGGGUACGCCGGCGUAUCUUGCCCCCGAGGUGAUCAGCAGCCAUGGCUAUAACCGCUCCCUGGACAUGUGGGCUGUAGGGGUGAUCCUGUAUGUCAGCCUGAGUGGCACGUUUCCCUUCAACGAGGAUGAAGACAUUCACCAGCAGAUCACUAACGCUGCCUUCAUGUACCCACGUCAUCUGUGGGCCCUCAUUUCUCUCGAGGCGGAGAGUUUGAUUAAUAACCUGCUGCAGGUGGUGGUGCGCCGCAGGUUCAGUGUGGGGAAAGCUAUGGGACACCCCUGGCUCCAGAACUUCCAACUGUGGUGUGACCUGCGUCAGUUUGAGCAGCGUCUGGGUUGCCGUUACCUCACUCAUGACUCGGAUGAUGAGCACUGGAGAUGCCACGCUCAGGAGAAAGGCCUCAGUCUCCCUCCACAUCUACAGACAGAGCAGGGACACUAACACA
Neoarius graeffei (lesser salmon catfish) is the source of this 1540-nucleotide messenger RNA. RefSeq names its product serine/threonine-protein kinase D1-like. The record is from RefSeq and is a predicted model, not a curated record. Gene Ontology annotation, biological process: protein phosphorylation. Lineage: Eukaryota; Metazoa; Chordata; Actinopteri; Siluriformes; Ariidae. Gene Ontology annotation, molecular function: protein serine/threonine kinase activity; zinc ion binding; ATP binding. The coding region runs from base 1 to 1536 and encodes 511 amino acids. The transcript has 9 exons.